Drosophila subobscura is the source of this 1236-nucleotide messenger RNA. Its product is annotated as trypsin. The coding region runs from base 133 to 1140 and encodes 335 amino acids. Gene Ontology annotation, biological process: proteolysis. Gene Ontology annotation, molecular function: serine-type endopeptidase activity. The transcript has a single exon. The record is from RefSeq and is a predicted model, not a curated record. NCBI's taxonomy places the organism in Eukaryota, Metazoa, Arthropoda, Insecta, Diptera, Drosophilidae.
CUGAAUGGGCUUGGCAUAACGACGUCACCUUCCUCCAAACACCAUCUCAAGAACAAGAACUAUUGAUACUCUGCCUCCCAUUGUGGGAGCAAUAUUUGCACAGGUGUCGUGCCGCAGCUUGUUUUCGGCGAAAUGCGAAGAGAUAAAAGCCGGGGCAAGGUCACCGCCAGAGCAGUUCACAUCGAGAUGCGUUGCCGCUGGGAGUAUCUGAUCGUGGCUGUGCUGCUGCUGGCCGUGCUCGCCGAGAUGAGCCAGGCGGCACAGGCCAACCAGGCAAGGAGAAGAUUGAGAAACGGAAACGUCCGCAGACUGGCGGCGAACAGGAGUCAAGCUGUGGCCAAGAAUACCCAGACAAGAGCAGCUGUAAAAAAGGGCACCUCUGUGGCAAAGAAGGGCACCUCUGUGGCAAAGAAGAGCGCACCGAGCAAGGCAACAGCGAAAGCGACACCCGCCAAGAUCCAGUCGAAGAUUGUCGGUGGCACCACGACUACCAUCAGCACAGCGCCGUACCUAGUGCAGGUGCGCCGCGGAACUAGCCUGUGCGGCGGCUCUUUGGUAUCCGUUCUUUGGGUACUUUGCGCCGGACACUGUGUGAAAGGAUACAGUGCCUCGCAGAUCCUGGUGCGUGCAGGAACCACCACUCUAGACGGCAGCGAUGGCGUGGUGCGGUCCGUGGUCUUUACGGCCGUGGCACCCCGUUUCACGUCCACGAAGAUGAACAUGGAUGCCUCAUUGCUGAAACUGAACGAAACCAUGACGGGCACCAACAUUGCUACCAUAUCGAUGGGAUCCUUCGUCCCCCGAGCGGGCUCCAAGGUGCGCAUCGCGGGCUGGGGGCUUACCAGUGAGGGCGGCAGCACUUCCAGUACGCUGCGGGCUACGCAAAUCACAGUGGUGAGGCAGCGUGUCUGCAGGCAGGAAUACGGCAGCUUGGCCUCCAUCACCAAGUACAUGUUCUGCGCCCGCGGCAGGAACAAGGAUUCAUGCAGCGGCGACUCCGGCGGUGCAGUCACCAGAGGUUCAACGCUGCUGGGCAUUGUAUCAUUUGGCUAUGGCUGCGCCCGGUCCGGAUACCCCGGCGUGUAUACAGCUGUGGCCCGAAUCCGAACAUGGGCCAACCGCAUAAUGUCGAACAAUUGAGAUCCUAAAUCUAAAGAGUCAGCGAACCGAAAUCCUACAAUAACAAGUCUACAAGACAAGGCUGUUGCUUAACCCAUAAAUAAAUCCAGAUAUAAA